This is a messenger RNA of Nilaparvata lugens (brown planthopper), 753 nucleotides long. Its product is annotated as GDP-L-fucose synthase-like. The record is from RefSeq and is a predicted model, not a curated record. The annotation marks the transcript as partial. Gene Ontology annotation, molecular function: GDP-L-fucose synthase activity. NCBI's taxonomy places the organism in Eukaryota, Metazoa, Arthropoda, Insecta, Hemiptera, Delphacidae. The transcript is spliced from 3 exons.
AUCCACCUAGGCCCUCCACACAAGUCCAACUUCGGCUAUUCGUAUGCGAAACGCAUGCUGGACGUUGCGAACCACGCCUAUCACGAGCAGCAUGGCAAGAUGUUCACGUCGGUGGUGCCUUGCAAUGUGUUCGGACCACAUGACAACUUCCACCCACAACACAGUCAUGUCAUACCGGGUCUCAUACGUCGGCUGCAUGCUACCAUGCAAACUGGUGGAGAUAAAUUCACAGUAUUAGGCUCUGGGAGGCCACAGAGGCAGUUCAUCUAUUCUAUAGACCUGGCUCGUCUGAUAGUCUGGGUGCUACGAAAUUACAACGACGUCGAACCAAUUAUUUUAUCAGUUGACGAAUCGUCCGAAGUAACAAUAGCAGACGCUGCGCGUUCAGUGGCUUUGGCGUUUGAAUUUGGCGGUCAAAUCGAGUUCGACACUAGCGCUGCCGACGGUCAACUACGCAAAACUGCCAGCAACAGCAAGCUACGAUCUCUGCUACCUUCCAGCUUCCAAUUCACCGACUUCGACCAAGCUGUCAGGGAGACCGUUGAGUGGUUUAAGGCUAACCAGGAGUCGGCUAGGCUAUGAUUUAUUCAUUCAUACAAAUGAUCGGCGCAAAUUGCUCAUAAAUGUUCACUUUCAAAUACUUAGGCCCGGUUGCACAAAAGCUGGUAAAAUUUUAACCAUGAUUAAUUUCACGAGAAUCAAUCAGAGAAGGCCUUUUUGAUAAGACGGCUUCUCUGAUUGUUCUCGUAAAUU